Molecule: messenger RNA, 3717 nt
Organism: Phragmites australis (common reed)
Lineage: Eukaryota; Viridiplantae; Streptophyta; Magnoliopsida; Poales; Poaceae
Product: exocyst complex component SEC3A-like
Exons: 22
Coding region: 1146-3329 (727 amino acids)
Biological process (GO): exocytosis; Golgi to plasma membrane transport
Cellular component (GO): exocyst; plasma membrane
Molecular function (GO): phosphatidylinositol-4,5-bisphosphate binding
Source: RefSeq, a predicted model, not a curated record
UUCCUGUCGAUCUCUCAUAAACAUGUAGCACUGUUGUGCACUUACUUAUUCAAGACACUAUGUAUCCUUAAUUGUAAGAGAUAAUUUCUCUCAUGUCACCAUAAAUUCUCCGAAUAUCUAAUUUGCUACUGAAAAAAAAAUGACAUAUCCCAUGUAUAUCAUCCGGUUACAAAUUAUUGCCCUUAUAUUCCAUUAUUAACUUGUGAACUCAUAAUAGAGCUGCAAAAUAACCUCUCUUAAUUGUAAUUGUGCAUUGGAUGUCCAGUAACAAGAUUCGGAACAUUCAAUUGCGUCAUGGCAAGUUUGAUUAUCAUCCCCAAAAGCACUAAUUGCAAACAUUGGAUGGCAACUAAUUUGAACAUAGAAUCUAAAGAAACUCGGCAGACAAUAAGUUAACUCUAAUGACAAAUGAAAAUUUAUUCCGCACGUUCUAAACGAGAGAAUUUGUUUGGCACCCCUAAGAUUGAUAAUUCAGCGCAUCUAGAGCUUGUCAUAUCAUCUCAAACUUAUUAAGUCUGCACAAAAACCACCUCUCCAACAGUCUUUCUCUAACACUCUGAAAAAUAUUUUUUUACUGGCCCACUCGCCCGUUCUUGAGAUGGAUCAAGGAAACAGUCUAACAUAACAUGACGAGAGUAGCGCUUGAACGUCACAUUUAAAUGGCAUUCGGAUUAAAUAAAAUCAAAUGGCAUGACUCGCUCCGACUCCCGUCGACCGUCGCAACCGAUGUACUCCUUCGCAAUCCCCGCCUGUCAGUCAUCCCACACCGCGUGGAUGGGCGCGACCGCCCGACGCCGCGCGGGUGCUAGGAAGCGCACGGGCAACGGCGGGGAGGCGGUGGAGGCGUGCGCAGCGGAGCAGCCACAUAACCUUGGCACUGGUCGCGGACCGGGCCCCGCUGCCCGCCGCCACCGACCUCGCUACGCCGCGCCGCGCGCCAGGCCGCAGACCUCCGCCACCGACCUCGUAGGCCAAUGCCAUAGCACCUGGAGCCGUCUCCUGCCGGCUGCCGCUGCGGGCCUCACCCGGGAACUGCUGGAUGCCCCGCGGUCUCGUAGCUUGGUUGGCAUCGCCGCUGACACUGCCUACAAAGCGUUCGACGAAAUGCCUGGUCAAGCGAAUAGUUGUAUUUACUCGGCCAAACUAUGUUGGCCUCGUCAGAGUGGUAUUUUCAUCAAAGGAGUGGAAAGGAAAACACUCCGGUAAAGGUUACACAAGUGAGCACCAAAGAUGGACCCAUUGAAACUGUAGCGUUAGAUGCUGACUCGCAAGUUGCUAUCGAAAAGGAUUUAGUUUCACAAGCGGAAGAGGAGGACAUUGAGGCUCUCCUUGGGAAUUAUGUUAUGGCCAUUGGUGAAGCAGAGGCUUUUUCAGAAAGGAUGAAGCGUGAACUUGUAGCUCUUGAAUCUGCAAAUGUUUAUGCCCUUAUGGAAACUGAGUCAGUUGUUGAAGAGGUAUUGCAGGGCUUAGAAAUAGCUAGUAUAUGUGUUGAAGAUAUGGAUGAAUGGCUUGGCAUUUUCAAUAUAAAGCUUAGGCAUAUGAGGGAGGAUAUACAAUCUAUAGAAUGGCGUAAUAACAGGUUGGAGUUACAAUCUGUAAGUAAUGUGGCGUUAAUUGAUGAGCUCGACAAAAUGCUUCAACUCCUGCAGAUACCGCCCGAGUACGAGGCAUCGUUAACUGGAGGAUCUUUUGAUGAGGGAAAUAUGGUUAAGAACAUUGAAGCCUGUGAGUGGUUAACCAGUGCUAUGAAGAACCUAGAAGCAUCCAAUCUAGAUCCAAGCUAUGUGAAAUUGCGUGCUGUUAGGGAAAAACGUGCAGAAUUUGUACUUCUUAAGUGCACGUUUGUUCGGAGGGCAUCGGAAUUUUUAAGGAAUUACUUUCCUAGUUUGAUUGAUUAUAUGCUAAAUGACAAAGGCAACUUCUCUCAGCGAGGUCAUCCGCAGAGGCCUGACCAUGCUGAUAUGAGGUACAAAUGCAGGACUUACGCGCGGCUUCUACAAUACAUCAAGAGCUUGGACAAAAGUUGUUUGACGCCUUUACGGAAAGCUUACUGCCAUUCUUUGAAUUUGCUAAUUCGACGGGAGGCUCGUGAAUUCUCUAAUGAACUCCGUGCUAGCUCAAAAGCAUCAAAGAGCAGCACACCAUUAUUUGAGGGUCCUGCAGGUGCAAACCAGCCAGCGAGUAUUACAGAUAGUUCUGCAGAUGCAUACUCCAAGAUGAUCACUGUUUUCAUUCCACUUCUUGUUGAUGAGAGCUCAUUCUUUGCACAUUUUAUGUGCUUCGAAGUUUCUGCACUUGCUCCAUCAGAUGCUUCAAAUAGCAAUCCUAAUCCUGAGGCAAAUAGUACUUCUUCGACCACUUUAGAAGCUUCUGCAAGCAUUGCCAAACCAAGUAACAAUCCAGCUGAGUUAGGAGUGCUAAACGAAUGCCUUCAGGAGUUGCUUGAUGGUAUUCAGGAGGAUUUCUAUGCAUUAGUUGACUGGGCAUUCAAGCUAGAUCCAUUGAGUUGUAUAUCAAUGCAUGGAAUAACGGAUCGAUAUCUUUCUGGUCAGAAAGCAGACGUUACAGGAUAUGUACAUGUGUUGCUUGAUGACUUGGAGACAAGAAUAACAAUUUUGUUUAGCAGGUUUGUUGACGAUGCCUGCUACCAGAUUGAGAAGUAUGAGCGCAAUGUGCGGCAAAUUGGAGUUGUGCCCUAUAUUCCCAGGUUCUCUCAACUUGCAGCACGUAUGGAGCAGUAUGUAAAUGGAUCCAGGGAUCUGGUUGACCAGGCAUAUACUAAAAUUGUGAGUAUUAUGUUUGUGAUACUGGAGAAAAUUGCUCAAGUGGAACCUAAAUAUGUUGAUAUUGUACUUUUGGAGAAUUAUGCAGCUUUCCAGCACAGUCUGUAUGAUUUGGCGAAUGUUGUGCCAACACUUGCGAAGUAUUAUCAUCAAGCUAGUGAAGCCUAUGAACAAGCUUGUUCGCGCCAUAUCAAUUUGGUCAUAUAUAUACACUUCGAAAAACUAUUCCAGUUUGCUCGGAGAAUUGAGGAACUACUGUACAACAUGAGUCCUGAGGAGAUACCUUUCCAAGUUGGAAUGUCAAAGGUAGAAUUUCGCAAGGUGUUGAAGUGUAGCUUAACUGGACUUGACAAGACAAUCAAUGCAAUGUAUAGAAAAUUGCAGAAGAAUAUAACUGCCGAGGAAUUGCUUCCUUCACUAUGGGAAAAAUGCAAGAAAGAGUUUCUCGAUAAAUAUGCAACCUUCCUCAAAUUGAUUUCCAAAAUAUAUCCUGAUGAAAAGGUGACAUCCGUCAAUGAAAUGAGAGAUAUCCUAGCUGCUCUGUAGCAAUUUCUCUUGCAAGGUGCUUUGGAAGAGAGUUGCUUUGGUUGUAUAUAGAAUUGAAGAUUCCUUUGCCGGGGUAUUUUGUACCCGAGGACAGAUACUACAUCAGGAGCCCCAGCAUAACGUGGUAUUGAAGAAGCUGAAGACUGGUGGUAGUAUUAUCUUGACCUGGGAAAAAUGUUGGUCUUAAAUUUUGUGACAUGUCUAGUACUCCGUCCGGUAGCUUUUCAUGUUAUAUUUUUUGUGUUGUUGUGCUCUAUGAUUUGGGUUUGGUGGUGUCGUUUCCCACCUGUGUUGUUGGCAUGGAUGGUUAAGCAACAAUAAUUUAACACACACGUGACAUGUGAUUCACUAGUUGCGGCGGUGGCAAUAAAUAUAAAUUCCAAAGAUA